This is a messenger RNA of Pyricularia pennisetigena, 888 nucleotides long. RefSeq lists its product as uncharacterized. Lineage: Eukaryota; Fungi; Ascomycota; Sordariomycetes; Magnaporthales; Pyriculariaceae. The record is from RefSeq and is a predicted model, not a curated record. Gene Ontology annotation, cellular component: mitochondrion. The transcript has 2 exons. The coding region runs from base 1 to 888 and encodes 295 amino acids.
AUGAACAGUGUUAAACCCCAGACAGCGAGGCAGCUUCUGCGCGCUGGCCGCAGGACUCUUGCAUGUUCUCCAUGCCGCACCAUCGCAUCCAGCACGACGCUCUAUGCAGGCCAUAACAAAUGGUCCAAAAUCAGGCACGAAAAAGGCGCUGCAGACGCCAAGAAGACGGUUUUGAGGUCACAACUAGGUAAAAACUUGACCUCACUAUGCAGAACUUUCGGCGAAGACAGCCCCCAGCUUGCAAGUGCCGUAGCUGCCGCCAAGAAGGCCGGCCUGCCCAAGGAAAACAUAGACAGUGCUCUCGCACGAGCCCUAGGCCGUUCCGCAUCGGGUGGCGCGCUCGAGAGCAUGACCAUUGAGGCAAUGAUUCCCCCUUCAGUUGCCAUUUUGCUGGAGAUUGAGACGGACAGCAAGGCCCGCUCUCAGCAGGAUAUCCACAAGAUCCUGAAGCUCCGCAAGGUCACUGUGACGCCGACCAAGUUCUUGUUUGGUAGGGCCGGUCGUGUAGUCUUUGCUCCCAAGCCAGACUUGGCCGCUGAGGCGCUGAUAGACCAGAUCAUGGACGACGCUAUUGAGGCUGGUGCGGAGGAUCUCGAAGCUAACGAGGAUGGGAAUGUGGUCGUUUGGACGCCGCCAGCGAGUGUGUCUUUAGUAGCCAAGGACGUCGGUUCCAAGUUUGGCCUCGAGACGCUGAGCACCGACAUAAUGUGGACACCCAACGAGGACACUAUGGCUAAGAUCGACUCUGUUGAUGAAACAAAGAAGUUGGCCGAACUACUGUCCGCUCUUCGAGAGAUCCCAGAGAUUCAGGCCAUCUACUCAAACGCUUACCCAGGCAAACAGGCCGAGGAGGACUGGUCAGAUGUCGACAGGAAUCUUGAUACCUAA